GCCUCAUGCAGCAGGCCACCGCCAACAGCGACACACUACAACUACAAGCAGCAACGCACCACGGCGACACUAGUAUUCGCCCCGACAACCAUCUUGCCGAGACGGCGACCACGACCUCGCCCGAUCCAGACCAGGCCAGCGUCGUCCACCAGCAACCUCCAGAUCAGUGACGACACACGUCCUGACCACAGUUCUCCACCCCGUCUCUGAGCAAUCACAACUCCUCCCUGUGGAUGUGGGCGACGGUUCGCUAGCCUCCCUCCGAGAGGGCUCCGGCCGCCAUGCUCUCCGCCUUUACUGCGCGGCCCAUCGUCGAGCUGCGCCAGCGCGACAAGUCAAAGAUCGAGACCAUCCUCGCCCAUGGCGACCGCGUCCUCGUCGGCCUCAACACCGGCGCCCUCCGCAUCUACCGCCUCAACGAGCUGCCCCCACAGAAUGGCGCUGCCGUAGCACCACCCGCCACAGAGUCCAGCGAAGCACCCUCGGCAGACACAAAUGGCAAGAGCCUGCCCUCGAGCGGUCAACAUGCCACCAAGCCGCCCGUCAAGCCCACCGACCUCCUGCGCGAAGUGGAAAAGUUCUCGACCCGUGCCGUCGAGCAGCUCGCCAUAAUAAAGGAGGCCAACACCCUCGUGUCCCUCUCAAACUACCACGUCUCCCUCCACGACCUCCAGUCCUACGAGCCCAUCGAGACCCUCUCCCGCACAAAGAAUGCCUCGUGCUUCGCCGUCACCAGUAACAUUGUCAAGGACCAGGCCACCGGCAUCCCCGAAAUCAUCAGCCGCCUCGCCGUCGCCGUAAAGCGCCGCCUGCUCAUCUGGAGCUGGCACGAGAGCGAGCUCCGCGACGACAUCACCGAGAUCGUCCUCCCCGAGUCCAUACGCACCGUCACCUGGGUCAACGCCACCAAGCUGGUAUGCGGCAUGAACGCGGGUUAUGUCCUCGUCGACGUGACCACCGCCGAGACGCAGGAGAUCUCUGGACAGGGCGCGCCGGGCGUUUCGGGCGCUCCAGCAGCCAGCAGGUUCGGAGCUGCCAGCAUGGGAUACAUGGGUCUAGGAGGGUACAUGCCCAAGCCGCUCGCGACGCGGCUGACCGAGGGCCAGAUGCUGCUGGCCAAGGACAUCAACUCGUUGUUUGUCGAUACCGAAGGAAAGCCACAGGACAAGCGGCAGAUCCCGUGGCAGAGCGCGCCAGAGAGCAUCGGGUACAGCUACCCAUACAUUCUGGCGCUGCAGGCGCCGUCGAAAGGAUCGCUGGAGGUGCGAAAUCCUGACACGCUCAGCUUGUUGCAGUCAAUCGAGCUGCCGGGUGCCGCCCAGCUACACUUUGCGCCUCCGACAGUGAGCCUCGCCCAUGCCGCAAAGGGCUUCCACGUCAGCAGCGACCGCGUGGUGUGGAAGAUGGACGCCACAGACUAUGACACGCAAGUGCAGGAGCUGGUCAGAGGGGAGAGGUUUGACGAGGCGAUUAGCAUACUGGGCAUGCUCGAAGACGCGCUCCUCAAGGACAAGACUGGUACACUGCGCGAGAUCAAGAUGCUCAAGGCAGAGAUGCUGUUCAAGCAAAAGAAGUUUCGGGAUUCUCUGGACCUCUUUAACGAGGACGACGUCCACGCGCCACCAGAAAGAGUGCUCAGGCUCUACCCGAGAUCGAUCGCGGGCGAGCUCUCCUCAGAGCCGAUUCGCGAGGAGACGCCAGAAGAGCCGGAAGAGGAGGAUGCCAAGGCUGUACCCAUCGAGGGCCAGGCCGAGAAGUCCUCCAACCCCCCGAGUAUCAUCGAAGCAGCCUCGCCAGCGAAGGGACGUGGAGGGUUCGCAAGCUACUGGAUUGGAGGCGGCCACCGUAAGACGGACUCUGACGCUGCGUCCAUCGCAUCUUCGACCCAGAAGACCGUGCCCGAGGACGACAAUGCGAGCAUCCAGGCCGCGCCCAAGCCCAAGCCCGCGGAAGAUGGCGCCAUGGACAAUAAAGAGCUCAUGACAGCAGUGCGAGAGCUCAACAGCUACCUCGCAGGCACACGCGCCCGUCUGCAACGGUACAUCGACCCAGCUACGGGCAAGCUGAAGCCGCGGAAGCCCGAGCUUGGCACGAGCCAGUCGACUGUCAGCCACGCCGACAGCCUGGACGCACUGCUCACCAACCCGCGAUCUCAAUCGGACGAGUCGCUGGAGCAGGAGCUGCGCGACACCUUCACACUAGUGGACACGACAUUAUUUAGAGGAUACAUGUUCGCCAGCCCUUCACUUGCGGGAUCGCUCUUCCGCAUCCCUAACUUCUGUGACCCGGCCGUGGUCAACGAGAAGCUCCUCGAGCACAAUCGGUACAACGAGCUCGUCGACUUCUUCUACGGCAAGAAGCUGCAUCGCGAGGCUCUCGAACUGCUCCGGAGAUUCGGCAACGAGGAGACAGCCAACGGCAAGGUCACCGUCACGAGCGCAGAGGAGGGCACAACAUCUACUUCCACCGACGGCGAUGACACUACCACAACGCCACCGCCUGAAGAGGUCGAGAUCCCCGAACAGCUCCGAGGCCCCCGGCGGACAGUAGGCUACCUGCAGUCCCUGCCGCCCGACAAGAUCGACCUGGUCCUCGAGUUCGCCGAGUGGGUCCUCCGGCGCGACCCGGACCUGGGCAUGGAGGUCUUUGUCGCGGACAGCGAGAACGCCGAAACCCUGCCGCGCGACCGGGUCGUCAAGUUUCUCGGGGACAUCAGCCCGGAGCUCGAGGCGCGAUACCUAGAGCACAUCAUCGGCGAGCUGUCGGACGGGACGCCAGACUUCCACAAUCGCCUCGUCGAGCUGCUGGUCCAGAUGCUGCGCAACGUGGAAGACCCGGAGCAGCGCGGCGACGAGUGGCAUGAGCGGCUGGGGAGUCUCGUGGCGUUCUUGAGGGAGAGCAGUCAGUAUGGGCUGUACAAGGCUCAUAACCUGCUGCCCAAGGAUGACCCCGCGUUCUACGAGGCGCAGGCUGUCGUGCUGAGCAACAUGGGCCAGCACAAGCAGGCGCUCGAGAUUUAUGUGUUCAAGAUCAAGGACUUUGCUAAAGCCGAAGAAUACUGCAACCGUAUCCAUGUCGCCGGCGAUCCGUCAUCCCCCGUUCGCUCGCGCCCGAGUACUGCCACGGGGAGCAAGGCCGGAUUCGCAGACGACGACGACUAUGACGAGGAUGAUGCCAAGCAGCAGGACGCGGCGCAGUCCAUCUACCACACCCUCCUGUCGCUCUACAUGGCGCCUCCUGCGCCGCACAAGCCCAACUUGGAGCCGGCGCUGUCACUGCUCUCCCGCCACGGUUCACGCCUCCCUGCGACCUCCACCGUUUCCCUGAUCCCCAACGAUCUACCCGUGAAGGAGCUCGAGUCGUACUUCCGGGGCCGGAUACGCGCGGCCAACAGCGUGGUCAACGAGUCACGCAUCGUCGAGGGCCUGCGCAAGACGCAGUUUGUCAACACGCAGGCCUUGUUGCUGCUCGGUGACGGCGUGCCGGGCGGCCAAGGCGGAAGGAACCGCCGGGUGGUCAUCAGUGAGGAGCGCGUGUGCAGGGUGUGCCACAAGCGGAUUGGCAACACGGUGAUCGCGGUGCUGCCGGAUAACAGCGCGGUGCAUUACGGCUGCCUGGGGAGGAGUGGCCAGCAGCAGCAGGUGGGCAAUCGGGUUGCCGGGUCGUGGGGCCGGAGUGGCUGAGCGCGGCGGUGGUCUGGCCGCAGUGUAUAUAGCGGGCUGAGAGAGACGUAGAGGUUGUGGUGAAAGACAGAUAUGCGGACGACUCGUCCCGCCAGUGAUGGUGGGUGUUCGUCGUAAUGGGUUGUGGUCGCGGGAGGAUAAGCGUAUCCAUAUAUACCCCCAAGUUUUCCUCCGCGCGCGCACAUGCCUCGUUGCUGCU
Molecule: messenger RNA, 3882 nt
Organism: Microdochium trichocladiopsis
Lineage: Eukaryota; Fungi; Ascomycota; Sordariomycetes; Xylariales; Microdochiaceae
Product: vacuolar sorting protein 39 domain 2-domain-containing protein
Exons: 3
Coding region: 282-3683 (1133 amino acids)
Biological process (GO): autophagy; vesicle-mediated transport; endosomal vesicle fusion
Cellular component (GO): fungal-type vacuole membrane; cytoplasm
Source: RefSeq, a predicted model, not a curated record